AGCGACGAUUUUACUAAGACUUAUUUUCAAUAGUAUUUGAUGGGAAUUAAGCCUAACUAUUACAAGACUUAGCAUAAACAAAAAAAACUUGUUGAUGUAGUAAAUUAUUUAAAACUAAUGGAUGAUUAUUUUCUAAACAUAUGUUUGUGUAUAGAAUGUUAUUAACUAUCCCUGUUACAGUUGUUUCUAGGAAAUAAACUUUUUAAAACUAAAAUUGAUUAAAUCUUACCUUUGGUCAAUUUUGUCAGAAGAAUGAUUCAAUGGAUUUGAUUGUUAAAUUGAAUUAUACAAGUUUGAUUAGUAAUUUUACAACUAAUAAUUUGAGUUUUAUACUUGAGAAUACGAAAGUUCAAAAUUUUUAAAUAAAAUUUAAAUUACCAACCGAUUUGAUUUUGCAACAAAAAAAAAAAAAAGGUUUAAAAAUCAAUCCAUAUUAUAAACUCGCUUUAGAAUUUUCUAUCUAUAUAUGUAUAAAAGGCCAUGUUAAAAAAAUUAUUUUGGGUCUCAAAAAGUCGGCAAAUUUUCCUUGUUUAUUGCUUAUUAACACAAGCAUUCAUUAGAAUUUUCAUUUUUUUUGCUUUAUAGACUCUAGGCAAUAAUCUAUUUUUUUGUCAUUUUUAAAUUUGGCAUUUUGUGGUUUUUGUAGACUCCAGAGUGCUUGACACAAAUAUGAAGGCAUUGGGGAGGGAAAUGGUAAAGCUAUGUGCUGGUUUACCGUUAGCAAUCAUUGUGUUUGGUGGACUUUUGGCAACAAAGCAUACAGUAAGGAAAUGGGAGAAGGUAUACCAAAAUGUCCGUUCGCGUAAAUGGAGUGACGACCCCAUACAACAUUACGAUGGAGUAUUAGAGGUGUUAGCUUUAAGCUACCAUGACUUGCCUGAUCAAUUCAAGCUAUGUUUUCUAUAUUUUGGUCACUUUUCAGAGGAUUUUGAGAUAGAUGCUGAAAGACUAUAUAACUUGUGGAUUGCUGACGAUAUAAUUAUAGAUGCUGAUAGAGUGGGGGAUGAAACAAUAAUGGAUGUGGCAAAACGUUACUUGGGUGCACUUGCACAGAGGUGCAUGGUUCAAGUACAAGUAGAGGAGCAUACUCAAGAGAUCAAUUAUUGCCGCAUUCAUCACCAUAUGCUGGAUCUGUGUUUAUUAGAGGCAAAAAAGAAUAAUUUUCUUAGGAUCAUUCAUCUCCAACACAAAACUGAUCUAACUGAUUACUUGUCCACCACAUUAACAACUACUACUCUUGAAAUACGCAAACUUGCAAUUCAUUUGAAUAGGGAUAUCGAAAGAGUUGUCCUCCCUGACUUG
Molecule: messenger RNA, 1302 nt
Organism: Camellia sinensis
Lineage: Eukaryota; Viridiplantae; Streptophyta; Magnoliopsida; Ericales; Theaceae
Source: RefSeq, a predicted model, not a curated record